AUGGAGCAAGUAAACAAAAUACUACUUUUCAUUUAAGAAAAUAUUUAGAUAUUUGCUUGGAAAUAUUUUAAUUUAAUGAUCUAUUUGAGAAUGAUUAAACUAGUAGACAAAUAUAAAAAAGAUUAAGAAGUAGUUUACAAAAUCAAUAUGAAUAAGAAAACAAACAUUUAAAUAUUCUCUAUCAAAUACCCAGACAAGUUAGUGAGCUAUUUAUGGAUUGCAUAAAAUAUAUCUUAACUUAAAAUGAAAAUUUAAAUCAAAAAGAUUUUCUUAUUUCUGUUUUUACUAAAAAUAUUCACCUUAUUUAGCCUAAUACUCCUUUAUAGGAAAUUUGUUCUACUGAAAGCUUUUUAAAGAUUAUUGAAUAAAUUUAUGAUGAACUUUCAAAUGAGCCCUAUCUUAAUAGUAUAAUACCAAAAAAGACUCCUUAUACAUUAAGACUAGCUAAUUAACUCUCUGAUAUCCUAUUAACAAGAAAUUAUAAAAUGA
Molecule: messenger RNA, 489 nt
Organism: Tetrahymena thermophila SB210
Lineage: Eukaryota; Ciliophora; Oligohymenophorea; Hymenostomatida; Tetrahymenidae
Product: transmembrane protein, putative
Exons: 1
Source: RefSeq, a predicted model, not a curated record